AUGGCGCCGGCAACCAUCUCGACGGCGGCGAACCAUAUGCCAAAAGAUUGGCCAUGUAUUGCACCAGUGGCGGCGACUACGCCCGGCACAUCCUACGACGGCCAGACGGUGAAGGCGUACGUGCGGCGGCUCGGCAACACGGCGUCUCCACGACGAGCGCGGCAGCCUGGCGAACGUGCAGUUUCGGCACCUACAGCAGCGGCGAACAUGCAAAUCCCCGGCAUGGUGAUCCACGGCCGUGGCAAAUACGGCUCGACAAGGCGCCAGUCAACAGUGACUCCGGCGAUGGCCACCGCGGCGGCGGAGCGGUGCGGCCCGGCAACGCCUCUUUGCCUUAGCAAGUUGGGCCUUGUUGGCCCAGGAACACCACCAGUGUACAAGCACCAGAAGCUAGCUAAGUGCGAGAACGAGUGUAUACAUGUACAGUAUAUACGGCAAGAAAGCAAAUGCAAGGCUAAGGCUACAGCAACGUACAUAUAUGUUCGCCUCAUCGACCUCUCUGCCCAUUCACGCCACGGGCUCAAGAAGGCCCGAAACCCAUUUUGGGUACAAAGCCUACGAAUAAUUCUAAGUCAUGAGAAAGCGCUUGAGUUCACGCGCAUAUAUGAAUUGGCAGGCGACAAAGUGUCACGCCAAUAA
Miscanthus lutarioriparius is the source of this 639-nucleotide messenger RNA. The record is from the annotation of a GenBank genome assembly. Lineage: Eukaryota; Viridiplantae; Streptophyta; Magnoliopsida; Poales; Poaceae.